Ostrinia nubilalis (European corn borer) is the source of this 1768-nucleotide messenger RNA. It is a transcript of the gene LPCAT, whose product is annotated as lysophosphatidylcholine acyltransferase. Gene Ontology annotation, cellular component: endoplasmic reticulum. Gene Ontology annotation, molecular function: lysophosphatidic acid acyltransferase activity. The coding region runs from base 197 to 1768 and encodes 523 amino acids. The record is from RefSeq and is a predicted model, not a curated record. The transcript has 10 exons. NCBI's taxonomy places the organism in Eukaryota, Metazoa, Arthropoda, Insecta, Lepidoptera, Crambidae.
ACAGCAGUCUCGACUUUCUUCAGAUGGAGAAUGUACGUCCGUCUUCGUCGCGAUUUAUUUCGAUAUAAACACGUCACAGAUUUCGGUAAAAGGAGUGCUUAAAUGAAUAAAGUUCUCCGUUUCGUAUGAUGGCAGAGGAGUGUUUUUUGUGUGAUUUUCAAAAUUAAAAAAAGGAAUAAAAAGUGUCAUCUCCAAAAUGAAUGGCAAAAUGCACAGUGAAACCGGCGCUUUCUCGUCUGACGGCAUGCGAGCCGAAAUACUGAACCCUUUCGUUCACAAAUUGGAACUAGACAACACGUUUGAUAAAAUUAAGACUGCUAUCUUCACAGUCAUAUUGCUACCGUUUCGAGUGAUAGUGAUAUGUUACUUAAUAGUAACUGCGUGGUUCCUAGCGUGUAUAGGCCUUUAUGGUCUAAGUGAGGAUGAUCUAAGGAAAAAGCCCAUGACAGGAUGGAGAAGCAAGCUUCGCUUCUCCAUCCUGUCUCUAAUGCGGCUGGUGGUGGUGGCUGCCGGAUUUCACCGGGUCCGCAUGCGUGGGAAGCAGCACAUCCCUUCGGACCCCCGGGAGGCUCCCGUGGUGGUCAUGGCCCCCCACUCGAGCUUCUUCGACGCCAUCGCUAUAGUCUGUCUGGGGGCCCCGAGCGUGGUGGCCAAAGCUGAUACGGCGCGGCUGCCGUUUAUUGGACAGCUGAUCAACUACACGCAGCCGGUAUACGUGUGGCGGGACGACCCAAACUCGCGGCAGAACACCAUCAAGGAGAUCAUAGAACGAGCUACUUCUAAAGAAGACUGGCCACAGGUGCUCAUUUUCCCCGAGGGAACAUGUACCAACCGCUCCUGCCUUAUCACGUUCAAGCCGGGCGGCUUCUACCCCGGGGUGCCGGUGCAGCCCGUCACCAUCCGCUACCCCAAUGCCCGGGACACCGUCACCUGGACCUGGGAGGGGCCUGGCGCGUUAAAGCUGCUCUGGCUGACCCUGACGCAGGUUCACAGCUCGUGCGAGAUCGAGUUCCUGCCGGUGUACUACCCCAGCGAGGAGGAGAAGCGAGACCCCAAGCUCUACGCCAGGAACGUUAGGGAUGUCAUGGCCAAAGCCCUCGGGAUCCCAGUGCUCGACUACACUUACGACGACUGUCGGCUGAUCGCGCGCGCCAAGCAGCUUGGCAUCCCCAACGCGGCUGCUGCGAGGGAGAUCAACGAGAUCAGGGGACAGCUGGGCCUGGAGCGAUCUCAGCUGGAGCUACACUUGGCAGCGCAAGGCGUACAGACGCGCUCACGAUGGGUGUCGGGCGAGGAGUUCGCGCAGCGCCUCGGCGUUCCCAUGGAUCAGCGCUCGCAGAGGCUCUUUGACAUCUUCGUGCAGCUCUUCGACAUCUUCGUGCAGGUAAGGAACAGUCCCUACUAUAACCUGGAGCGAACCCAGUUAGAACUACACUUAGCAGCGCAAGGCGUACAGACGCGCUCGCGAUGGGUGUCGGGCGAGGAGUUCACGCAGCGCCUCGGAGUUCCCAUGGACCAACGCUCGCAGAGGCUCUUUGACAUCUUCGUGCAGGUAAGGAACAGUUCCUACUAUAACCUGGAGCGAUCCCAGUUAGAACUACACCUGGCAGCGCAAGGCGUGCAGACGCACUCGCGAUGGGUGUCGGGCGAGGAGUUCGCACAGCGCCUUGGUGUUCCCAUGGCCCAGCGCUCGCAGAGGCUCUUUGACAUCUUUGUGAAGGUAAGGAACAGUUUCUUCACACAGCUGGAGCUCCACUUAGCAGCGUAA